AUGUUCCUGUUUUCUUCGCUCCCUCUCCUUCUCCUGAGUGUGAUGACAGCAUCUUGUUCAGAAACCUGUGAAGAAGUCCAGAAGACCUGCCAUGUGGUUGCCUGUGGUUCCCCAGGCAUCAAUGGCCUCCCAGGCACCAAAGGAGAAAAGGGAGAACCAGGCCAAGGGCUUAGAGGCUUGCAGGGUCCUCCUGGAAAACUGGGACCUCAAGGACCCCCAGGCCUUCCUGGGUUGCAGGGAGUAAUGGGUCCAAAAGGAGAUCCUGGAAAGAAUUCAGAUUAUGAUAGUGGCCUGGCUGCUUCAGAAAGACAAGCUCUGCGAUCAGAACUGGACCGUAUCAAACAGUGGCUGAUUUUCUCUCUGGGCAAAAAGGUUGGGAAGAAGGUCUUCUUGACCAAUGGUGAAAAGACGACCUUUGGCAGAGUAAAGGCUCUGUGCGCUCAGUACCAGGGCUCUGUAGCCACCCCUAUGAAUGCUGAAGAGAACGCAGCCAUCCAGAAUGUGGCCAAGGGAGAAACCUUCGUGGGCAUCACCGAUGAAGCAACUGAAGGCCAGUUUGUGGAUCUGACAGGAAGGAGUGUGACCUUUGUGAACUGGAAUAAUGGUGAGCCCAAUGACGCUGACAAUUCGGAAGACUGUGUGAUGCUCCUGAAAGAUGGCAAAUGGAAUGACAUCUCCUGUUCUCAGUCCUUUGUGGCAGUCUGCGAGUUUCCUGCCUGAGGGAGCACACCUCUCCGGCCCUCCUUGACCUUUGUUGUACCCCAAAAACCUACAGUCUGCUUUGAAAGAUAAAUAGAUUUCCCCAAACUCAGUGUGGAGUUGUUCUUUUUGUGGGGAUGGGGGACUGGAGAACAUAAGAAGAAUGGAUUGAAUGAUGGGACAUGGAAGUGAGAAGGGGGAGAACCUGAUAAUGAUACAAUGAGAGUUUCUAGUUCAUCCUUAAUCAGCCAUAAUAACCACCAUUCUUGAAGAUGCAUCCAAUGUUUUAAAUUUUGGCAGCAUACAGUUUCCUAAGCAGAAGGUUUUAAAGGCAACAAAUUAUUUGGAAGAAUUUGGCCUAGUGGACUUGUUAAAAAAAAGUCAGAUCAGUUCCUAAGAUAGGAGUGAAAUCAUUGACAGAAACAAUAAACACUGUACAAUUUCAUGCAGUGCAUUCCCAGGUCCAGAGCUGAAAAAUUGUCAGGGAAACAUCUGCCAUUAUGCUAAGCUACCAGAGACAAUAAAGAAAUAUUUCAGAAUCUGAGCUGUUGCUGUGAGUCGGA
This is a messenger RNA of Loxodonta africana (African savanna elephant), 1262 nucleotides long. RefSeq names its product mannose binding lectin 2 (gene MBL2). The record is from RefSeq and is a predicted model, not a curated record. Lineage: Eukaryota; Metazoa; Chordata; Mammalia; Proboscidea; Elephantidae. The coding region runs from base 1 to 720 and encodes 239 amino acids. Gene Ontology annotation, cellular component: multivesicular body. The transcript is spliced from 4 exons.